Molecule: messenger RNA, 2121 nt
Organism: Pseudopipra pipra
Lineage: Eukaryota; Metazoa; Chordata; Aves; Passeriformes; Pipridae
Product: serine/threonine-protein kinase PAK 3-like
Exons: 12
Coding region: 176-1837 (553 amino acids)
Biological process (GO): protein phosphorylation; intracellular signal transduction; regulation of axonogenesis
Cellular component (GO): cytoplasm
Molecular function (GO): ATP binding; protein serine/threonine kinase activity
Source: RefSeq, a predicted model, not a curated record
UCCAGGGCAGUGGGACAGGCUUCCAGUGACAGAAGAGAAUUUUCCAGCAUUUUUUUGGCAUUAGCUGUAGAGAACAUUCAGGGGCUCUGCAUACAUCUGCAAGCAAAGCUAGAGCAGCUGCUGUUGUGAUGUCACUGGAACCGUUGUCCUGGUGCACGGACCGUUGUCCUGGUGCAUGGAGUGUUGUGCUGGUGCACGGACCGUUGUCCUCAUGCACGGAGUGUUGUGCUGGUGCACGGACCGUUGUCCUCGUGCAUGGAGUGUUGUCCUGGUGCACAGACCGUUGUCCUCGUGCACGGGAGCCUCCAUGUGCACAGUGUGCUUGGCGUGCUCGUUGCAGGAGGGUGCUCCUCGUCGAGGCACUCACCUCCAGCAGGCUGCACUUGGACACCAGGGGUGUCCUUUUCUUCCUUGGCGUGCACAGGCUGCGGAAUUCUUGCCCAGCAUGGCUAAAGUCUUCCAUCGAAUCUGUGCCGCCUUUCGCCGGGUUUUUCCUAUGGCCUAUGCUUUUUGUUCCCACCCAGACAAACCCGGGCUGCUGACCCAUCUAGCAAGUAAAUAUGUGUUUAGAAACAGAAGAGGCCGUCCUUCGAGGAAACUACCUCGAGCUGACCCUCCUCAGGCUCCUUCUCUUCCUUCCCUUUAUGAGGAUACAGAGGAGGAAGACAACAACGAAACUCCACCUGUUGUUGCACCAGAGCCUGAACAGCCAAACUCUACCAAUACAUGCUCUGGAACAAAAUCUUCCAUUGCCCUGGAAGCUGCUGCCCUGGAAGCCGCUGCACUGGAAGCCGCUGACAAAGACAACACUCCCACACCUGAGAUCCCCUACCUGAGCACUUCCAGCAGUUCCUGCAGCAGCACCAACGGGCAGCAAAAGACGGUAGAGGAUGACAGCCUCAAGAAACUGAGGAGUAUUGUGAGUGUGGGAGAUCCUAUGAAGAAGUACGUUGAAUGGGAAAAAAUUGCCAGUGGUGGCUUCGGAACAGUCUAUGCAGCGACCGACACUGCCACAGGAGGAGAGGUGGCCAUAAAGCAAAUGUGUCUCCAAAAACAGCUCAAAAAGGAACAAAUUGUUGAUGAGCUCAUUGUCAUGAGGGACAACAAGCAUCCAAAUAUUGUUAACUAUUUAGACAGCUACCUGGUUGGAGAUAAACUGUGGAUAGUGAUGGAAUACCUAGACGGAGGCUCCUUAAGCGAUGUUGUUAAGGAAAUAAACAUGAGUGAAGGAAUGAUGGCAGCUGUCGCUCGAGAGUGCCUGCAAGCACUGGCCUUCCUCCAUUGCCACCAAGUGAUCCACAGGGAUCUCAAAGGCGAUAACAUUCUUCUUGGAAUGGAUGGAUCCGUCAAGUUGGCUGAUUUUGGUCUCGCUGCUCGCAUCACACCUGAGCAGAGCAAACGAAGCUCAGUCGUCGGCACGGCUCACUGGAUGGCCCCCGAAUAUCUAACUAAAGAAGAAUACGGACCCAAAGUGGAUAUUUGGGCACUGGGCAUCACAGUGAUAGAAAUGCUGGAAGGAGAACCUCCUUAUUUUUGGGAGCUUCCUCACAGGGCCAUGCAGCUCAUCAUUUUAAAGGGGAUACCGGAGCUGCAAAACCGCGAGAAACUGUCCCCUGCAUUGCAGGACUUUCUGAACUGCUGCUUGCAGGUAGACGAGGACAGUCGAUGGUCUGCUGAGAAACUUCUGCAGCAUCCAUUUUUACUCUCAGCCUUGCCCCUCUCCGGCCUGACGACUGUGAUCAAUGCAGCAAACCAGCUGUGGGAGGCCAGACAGAGGAAGGGUUUUGGCAUGCCUUCCUCCAGUUCCAUCGAUGGGUGGAACUCAGAACAAAACUGAAGGAGCCUCAUCCCCGGUGUAUACCCUGGGGGAGUUCUACAGAGGAGGGGGCGCUUAGGAGUCGAUUAGGGCACAGGGCAUCACCACCAGCAGGUGGUGAGCAACUGCAUUGUACAUUGCUUGUUUUGCUUGGGUUUCAUCCCUUUCUCCGUUUUACUACUGUUACAAUUAGGAUUUGCAUUAGUAUUACUAUUAGUGUUUGUAUUAGUAUUAGUGUUAGUAUUACUAUUUGUAUUCAUAUUGGAUUUUACUCUGUUUCAAUUAUUAAACUGUUCUUAUCUCAA